CUCCGCAGCCCGCUGCCCCGCUGCCCCUCCUCCCCCACCGAUGGCCUUCGCACACGAACAUGUCUCUGCUCACCACCACGCCAUCGGGUAGCUCACCAGCUCAGAAACGUACCGUGAAGCUUCACACUGCUUGCUAUCGACCAUGGAGGCCUGGACUCAGAAUCCCCUACUGUCUAGAACCGAUCUGCUCGAAGGCGCGAUCGCGCUUCUGAAGCCUCUCCUGCGCAAGUACUCUAAAGGAAAGGCCGCAAUCCUAGCUCUUGAGACCGGUGCGCAUUUCGACCAGCUAGCGGCUCAACUGGAGGGCUUCUCGCGCGUAAUGUGGGCAGUCGCGGCCAUCAAAGCCGGGUUCGAAGAGCAGGGCGCGUCAGACGAGGUGAAGAGCGUGUUAGCGCAGUUUGUCGAGAACUUCCAGGACGGCGUCGGCGCAGGUACUGAUCCCGAUUCACCAGAGUAUUGGGGAUACCCAGAGUCGUGCGACCAGCGAUUGGUCGAGAUGGCGGCUCUCGGGUAUUGUCUUUUCAUGUGUCCGGCCGCGUUCUGGGAUCCACUGCCGCAGAAGACAAAGCGCACGUUUGCGACAUGGCUAUACUCCAUCAACGAGGUCGGCAUUGUAUCCAACAAUUGGCUGUUUUUCCGCGUGCUGGUCAACGUGGGUCUCCGUACGGUGGGAGAAAAGCACGACGAGGAUGCGUCUCAGAAAGCACUUGCUCAGAUGAACAGCUGGUAUCUCGGCGAUGGCUGGUACUACGACGGCGCACCGCGUCAGCUCGACUAUUACAUCCCGUUUGCGUUUCAUUUCUACGGUCUCAUAUACUCCGUCCAUGCAUCUGAAUGGGACCCGAUCAACUGCGCAAAGUUUCGUCAGCGCGCCGCCAAAUUCGCUGAUACAUUCUACUCUUCGUUCGCGGACUCGGGGGCGGGGAUCCCGUUCGGUCGGAGUCUGACCUAUCGCUUUGCCCAUUCUUCGAUCUGGGCAGCGAUGGCGUAUGCAGAUCUCGAAGGCGAGAAGAUUGAUUCCACUACUGGAAAGCCUGUCGUGAAUAUGGGUGUCAUUAAGCAUCUGCUUCUUCAGAAUCUCCGGUACUGGCGAGACCAGCCUUUCUUGCUUGACGACGGCUCUUUCUCUGUCGGAUACUGCUACCCAAAUCUUUUCAUGUCUGAGGAAUACAACUCCGCAAACUCACCGUAUUGGGCAAUGAAGUCCAUGCUUGCGCUCGCCGUUCCGUCACAGUCGCGGUUUUGGACCGCUACAGAGCCAGAGAAAGUGAACAAGCCGUUUAUAACCCAGUCCCCGUUUGCAGGCCAGAUGUACAUCAACGACGACUAUGGCCACACCUACGCGCUUUCGGCAAAGCAGCAUGCAGACUGGUUUCGCAAUCAAAACGCAAAGUACUGCAAAUUUGUCUACUCGAGUCGCUUUGGAUUUUCGGUCUCGCAGCACGCGGAGGGCUUACCCCAUCUAGCAGCAGAUUGUCAUCUUGCAAUUACGACGGACGGAGAACUGUACACCACCCCCGGUGUCACGCAGGAUUAUGGAAUGGGUAUGAUUGCAGGAAGAAUGGCAGUGUCGGGAUCUUACUCGCCUGUUUUCAAUAAAUCUGUGGCCGUGUCUGCUUGGAUGUUUGCACCAGAAUCGAGCAAGAGUGCGUACCACGUUCGCAUUCUCAAGAUUGUCAAUUCAGGAAGCGUUGAUGCCACUGUCGCAGAUGGCGGAUUCUCGGUCUCAGUCGAAGGUAAAGGACGGCGCGUGAUCCGCAGCACAGAGGUGUCGUCUACGGGCGAGUUCCGUGCCGCUGGAGCCGACUGGGCGCUUUGCAAAGCACUGAACGCAGGAGUAUCCGGUCUCAAAUCUGGAUAUACGACUGGUGGACUUGGUGGUGGCAAAGCGCAGCACGCGGAUCCCAACACGAACCUUGUCUUUCCUCGCUCUGCGUUCCCGAGUUUGUCGUACACUGUGCCUGCGGGAGAGACGACGUGGAUCAUGGAUUAUGUGUUUGCUAUUCCGGGCGAGGCUGAGGUUGUCAGGAGCGGAGAGUGGAUCAAGUUGUGGGAGGAUACGCCGGAUGAAAGCGCGCUUCUUGAGGCCAUCAAGAGUCUGUAGUUGCAGAGAGUCAUUAGAUAGCA
Messenger RNA from Myxozyma melibiosi, 2127 nucleotides. RefSeq lists its product as uncharacterized. Bases 143 to 2104 code for a protein of 653 amino acids. The transcript has a single exon. The record is from RefSeq and is a predicted model, not a curated record. Lineage: Eukaryota; Fungi; Ascomycota; Lipomycetes; Lipomycetales; Lipomycetaceae.